CAGCGGGUCUUCAGGCUGGAGGGCUCCGGUGAACCGACCGGACCGAGACCACAACCGCAUCCAGACUGAUAAACAUGCAGCCGCGUCAACAUGGAGGCCGAGAGGCGCCAAAACGGCAGCACACUGUCAGGGAUGAGAGACGCAGCUCCAGGAGGAUUCCUGGUGCUGCCGUGGCCCGGCGGUGGCGGCAGCUCGGACCCGGAGCUGGGGCCGGAGGAGGAGGGCCGGGGGGGUCUCCUGCUGAGAGCUGGAGCUCUGCUGGGAGUCGCUCUGAUCUGUCUGUCAAUGUUAAGGAAGUGGAUUGCAGGUGGAGUGUGUCGCUGUUCUGUUCGUCUGGACGGGAAGACGGCUCUGAUCACCGGAGCAAACACCGGCAUCGGCAAAGAGACGAGCAGAGACCUGGCACGCAGAGGGGCCCGGGUGGUGAUGGCGUGCAGGGACCUGACCCGGGCGGAGCAGGCUGCGGAGGAGAUCCGGCAGUCAACAGGAAAUGGUAACGUGGUGAUCAGGCACCUGGACCUGGCCUCCAUUUACUCUGUCAGACAAUUUGCCAAAGACUUCCUGGACAGUGAAGACAGACUGGACAUCCUUAUCAACAAUGCAGGAGUGAUGAUGUGCCCAAGAUGGCUGACGGAGGACGGCUUUGAGACUCAGCUGGCUGUCAAUCAUCUGGGUCACUUCCUGCUGACCAACCUGCUGCUGCCGAAGCUGAAGAGCUCCUCCCCCAGCCGAGUCGUCACCGUGUCAUCCAUCGCCCACCGCGGGGGACGGAUCGUCCUGGAUGACCUGUUCUUCAGCAGGAGGUCAUAUAGUUCUCUGGAGAGCUACAGGCAAAGCAAACUGGCCAACGUCCUGUUCUCCAGAGAACUUGCCCGACGACUCAGAGGCUCCGGCGUGUCAGCGUUCUGUCUCCACCCGGGUGUGAUCCGGACUGAGUUGGGUCGUCAUGUUCAGGGCUGGUUCCCCUUGAUGGGGGCGCUGCUGAGCCUCCCCUCUCUGCUGCUGAUGAAGACUCCUACUCAGGGCAGUCAGACGACGCUGUAUUGCGCCCUGACGCCGGGCCUGGAGGAACGAUCAGGGCGGUACUUCAGCGACUGUGCUGAGAAGGAGGCGGCCCCAGAGGGGCGGGAUGACGAGGUGGCGAGGCGGUUGUGGGAGGAGAGCGCCCGAUUGGUCGGACUAAAGGAUGCUGACCUCUGACCUCAGCCCUGAUGUCUGUGUGAUGCAGGAACAGGAAGUGAAGUCCAGUCCACAGGCUGUAGCGCCCCAUCAUGUCAAACAGGGUGAUUGACAGCUGACAGGAGCCAAUCAGAGUUCAGAUUGGAUGAAAAAAACAGUAGGAUAAUAAUGAAUAAUCAUUUAGUUUUUCAGCUAGAGCUGUGAAGUUUGUAAAACGGGACUGAUAAAAAAUAAACCAGGUGCUCGUUUGAACAACACUGUUCCCUGAUUGGACGCUGUUUCAGUGUUGAUUUUUGACCCGCAGUGAUGUCACACCUGUUGUUAGUCGGUUUGGUUGGCAGUUUCCUCCAGAGAAAACGUCAACAUGUUCCUUUAAUGUUCCCUUCAUGUUCUCUGAAAGUUCUUCACCAAUGUUCCCUUAAUGUUCCAUUUAUGUUUAUUUUUAGUUUCCUUUGUGUUUCCUUAAUGAUUCUAUAAGGAGGUUCAUUCUGUCUCUUGGUGGUUGAUAAUUGUCUUCAGCUGUGUGUUUGUUGUGUGUUUGCUGUGUGUUUGUUGUAUGUUUGCUGUGUGUUUGUUGUAUGUUUGUUGUGUGUUUGCUGUAUGUUUGCUGUGUGUUUGUUGUGUGUUUGCUGUAUGUUGAUGGAUGAACGACAUUAGGUUGUUUUGUUCUCAGGUAAUCAGAUAACAGUUAAUCAAAGGUUAGUUCUGCUUUAAUUAAACAAAGUGUGACGUGUUUGUACCGUGUUGGAGAUUAUAUUUUAUUUUCUGAAUAAAAGUUUUGAUUUAUGUUUCA
Molecule: messenger RNA, 1972 nt
Organism: Acanthopagrus latus (yellowfin seabream)
Lineage: Eukaryota; Metazoa; Chordata; Actinopteri; Spariformes; Sparidae
Gene: crdhl
Product: retinol dehydrogenase 13
Exons: 8
Coding region: 91-1200 (369 amino acids)
Source: RefSeq, a predicted model, not a curated record